Messenger RNA from Tuber aestivum (summer truffle), 275 nucleotides. NCBI's taxonomy places the organism in Eukaryota, Fungi, Ascomycota, Pezizomycetes, Pezizales, Tuberaceae. The record is from the annotation of a GenBank genome assembly.
AUGCCUGAUAACCUGCCGGAGAAGGAGGACUUCUAUUUCCAGGAUAUAGAGCAGAGGGUAUGGUAUAGUUUGGCAGCGCUCAGCUGCGCCGGAUCGAGCAGACGCUUGGGCCGGAUUUUGCGGUUGCAAUAGGAAAUAUAGAGAAGGGAGUGUCCAUCGCUAGAGCUGCUGAGGUGAAUCUGAGAAACAACCAUAUGCAGAAUAUCAUUACUUGGUACACCCCCCGCCUCCCCCAGUCUGGAAAGAGGUGGGUGGUGCUACUGAUUCAGUUCUAG